CUGCAGGACAACUCCCACGUACUUGAGUACCUGUUCCAAAGUGGUAGAAGCGACAUAUCUCAUCAACAGUCUUGCGCAACAUCCCACAAUCACGAUGGUUCAACUUCUAAGUAUCAGGCACAUAGCUUGCCUUGCAGCUUGCGUCCUCCUCGCAAGCCCGGCUAAUGCAGCACCGGUGGAAACUCCCGAAGCGCUGUCUCAGCGCGGUGCCGCAGCCACGACUGGAAAGCGCAUCAUUCUCUGGGAGACAAGCUUAGCACCCCAGAUGAACAGCAAACCGGCGCUUAAGAACUCAGCGAACUUGCUAGCCUCAUCGACCGUCAUCCACUCGAUAACGAACUGGGACACGAAGCGACCUGCAGAGUUGACCACCAAGCUACCGUUCCGUCCAAUGGUGCGCACACCACAACAACUCAGCGGCACCGAGUGGAACAACCUCAUCUCGACGAUAUCGUCGCAGAAGAACAGUAUCGUGCACUUCUACAACGAGCCUGAACUAAACGGCAUCAGCGCCGCGGACGCGGUAGCGAAAUGGCGAUCAAGCAUGCUCCCUCUGCGACAGAAAUACGGCGCGAAGCUCGUCGCACCCGGCAUCUCGAGCGCCCCCAACGGCGCGACGUGGCUGCAGUCGUUCAUGGGCAUGCUAGCCGCCAACGAAAAGCCGGACUACCUCAACCUGCACUUCUACACGCUGCAGAACAGCGCCAGCACCCAGGAAGUCCAGUACGCGAAGACGUACUUCACCGACAAACAUAACCAGUACAAGCUGCCCAUCAUCGUCGGCGAGAUCGCGAGUAUCAACCGCGACGGGAACCAAGUCGUCACAUUCACCAAGCAGAUGUCGAGCUGGUUCGAUGGUCAGAGCUGGAUCGCCGAGUAUGGCUUCUUCGGCGUGUCGACUCAGGUCGUCAAUAGUUUCGUGAGCCCCGCCGCGCAGAUGCUCGAUGCGAAUGGCAACUGGACGCCUCUUGGCAAAUGGUGGAUUGGAAAAUAAAGGGGGGCAAAAGGAAAACGGGACUGGGUUAUGGGUUUAUGCAGGGACGGAGUGACGGGACUCGGAGUUUUUUAUGUCUUUUUCUCUUUCUUCUUCUCUGCUGAGAUGAUAUGGUUGCUUGCAUGAUGUUGUACAACAUCAUUUACAUUAUCUGCACAUAUUUUUUACUUGAAAACCUUGUACAUUUAGUACCUACCUACCUCUUCUUGUAUAUAUUACCUACUUCAUUCUAUGAUGUAUACUUAGGUACAAUCUAUGACUGCGAUUAUUCGUGUCUGCGUGCCUGUUUUUGAGGUGAUAUGGUUAAUAGGUGCUGUGCCGACUUCUUUGUUCGUUUUCUAGUUUGAUCGGAUCGGUCUCGCCGAGAUAGAAUUUAUUGUGGCUGUUAUGAUAUGAG
Annulohypoxylon maeteangense is the source of this 1391-nucleotide messenger RNA. RefSeq names its product glycoside hydrolase family 128 protein. Lineage: Eukaryota; Fungi; Ascomycota; Sordariomycetes; Xylariales; Hypoxylaceae. Gene Ontology annotation, cellular component: fungal-type cell wall. The record is from RefSeq and is a predicted model, not a curated record. The coding region runs from base 95 to 994 and encodes 299 amino acids. The transcript is spliced from 2 exons. Gene Ontology annotation, biological process: fungal-type cell wall polysaccharide metabolic process.